Messenger RNA from Knipowitschia caucasica, 1575 nucleotides. The record is from the annotation of a GenBank genome assembly. NCBI's taxonomy places the organism in Eukaryota, Metazoa, Chordata, Actinopteri, Gobiiformes, Gobiidae.
AUGUGUCACGGCUCUAGUGGCGUGGAGAAAGGAGCCGCGGCAAAAGACCUUACCUCGUGCACUUGUGCUAAUUACGCCGGUGUCUACAUUGCCGAGUGGCCCCAUCCACCCGUCACAGCCCCAUCCACCCGUCACAGCCCCAUCCACCGUCACAGACCCAUCCACCCGUCACAGACCCAUCCACCCGUCACAGACCCAUCCACCGUCACAGCCCCAUCCACCGUCACAGCCCCAUCCACCGUCACAGACCCAUCCACCCGUCACAGCCCCAUCCACCUGUCACAGCCCCAUCCACCCGUCACAGACCCAUCCACCCGUCACAGACCCAUCCACCGUCACAGCCCCAUCCACCUGUCACAGACCCAUCCACCGUCACAGCCCCAUCCACCGUCACAGACCCAUCCACCGUCACAGCCCCAUCCACCGUCACAGACCCAUCCACCCGUCACAGCCCCAUCCACCUGUCACAGCCCCAUCCACCCGUCACAGACCCAUCCACCCGUCACAGACCCAUCCACCGUCACAGCCCCAUCCACCGUCACAGACCCAUCCACCCGUCACAGCCCCAUCCACCUGUCACAGCCCCAUCCACCCGUCACAGACCCAUCCACCCGUCACAGACCCAUCCACCGUCACAGCCCCAUCCACCUGUCACAGACCCAUCCACCUGUCACAGACCCAUCCACCCGUCACAGACCCAUCCACCCGUCACAGACCCAUCCACCCGUCACAGACCCAUCCACCCGUCACAGACCCAUCCACCCGUCACAGACCCAUCCACCCGUCACAGACCCAUCCACCGUCACAGCCCCAUCCACCGUCACAGCCCCAUCCACCGUCACAGACCCAUCCACCCGUCACAGCCCCAUCCACCUGUCACAGCCCCAUCCACCCGUCACAGACCCAUCCACCCGUCACAGACCCAUCCACCGUCACAGCCCCAUCCACCUGUCACAGACCCAUCCACCUGUCACAGACCCAUCCACCCGUCACAGCCCCAUCCCCCGUCACAGACCCAUCCACCCGUCACAGACCCAUCCACCGUCACAGACCCAUCCACCGUCACAGACCCAUCCACCCGUCACAGACCCAUCCACCCGUCACAGACCCAUCCACCGUCACAGACCCAUCCACCGUCACAGACCCAUCCACCCGUCACAGACCCAUCCACCCGUCACAGACCCAUCCACCCGUCACAGACCCAUCCACCGUCACAGACCCAUCCACCGUCACAGACCCAUCCACCCGUCACAGACCCAUCCACCCAUCCACCCGUCACAGACCCAUCCACCGUCACAGACCCAUCCACCGUCACAGACCCAUCCACCCGUCACAGACCCAUCCACCGUCACAGACCCAUCCACCGUCACAGACCCAUCCACCCGUCACAGACCCAUCCACCGUCACAGACCCAUCCACCCGUCACAGACCCAUCCACCCGUCACAGACCCAUCCACCCGUCACAGACCCAUCCACCCGCGCGGCGUUCCGGUGUCGGCGAACGAGCUGAAGGCUGACGGGAGCAGGGAGCAGACACGUCCCGGAAACGAUCCCAAAGCAGAGAGAAGGAAGUGA